Knipowitschia caucasica is the source of this 279-nucleotide messenger RNA. NCBI's taxonomy places the organism in Eukaryota, Metazoa, Chordata, Actinopteri, Gobiiformes, Gobiidae. The record is from the annotation of a GenBank genome assembly.
AUGUUGAGAAACCCUAUCUCUGUGAGAGGAGCGUCUCUGUACAGCUGGGAGAACAGUCCCUCGCAGAGAAACCUCCUGGAGACUUUGAGGCACAUGAAGAUGGAGGGAGGAGAGGGAGGUGAGGGAGGAGAGGGAGGAGAGGGAGAGCACCAUCGGCUGCUGGGUCGAGCUGAGGUGCAGGAGUACAAGGACUCUGUGACCAGGUUGAAAAACGAAGGAGAUAACGACGAGACGUUACAACUUUACAAAGAGGCCGUCCAGAAAGUACUCCAACUGUAA